GUGAAAUUAUCAGUAACUCUUCAGAGUCACAACAUGAARUUCCUAGUAGUUUUCACUUUGCUCUUGGCUUCUGCCUACGCUUCACCAGUACUCUUCCAACGCCAAUUGGAAGUUCCAGUGUUGGCUGAUGAACUCGAAGGACGCAUUACCAAUGGCCAAAUCGCCUCCGCCGGUCAGUUCCCGUAUCAAGUUGGACUUUCAUUGAGAGUGAGCGCUCUCUCAUCUGCAUGGUGUGGUGGUUCCUUGAUUGGCAGCCAAUGGGUCCUUACCGCUGCUCACUGCACUGACGGUAUUCCAUCCGUGAUUGUCUACUUGGGUGCUACCGUUCGCACAUCGCCCGAAGUACAAAUCACCGUAAGCAGCAGCAACAUUAUCAUCCACUCAGGCUGGAACCGCAACACUCUGAAGAAUGACAUUUCUCUCAUUAAAAUCCCAGCUGUUUCCUACUCCAGCAGAAUACAACCCGUCAGAUUGCCCGCCAUCUCUAGCUCUUACUCCAACUAUGUCGGUGCAACAGCUGUUGCCUCCGGUUGGGGAAAAAUCAGCGAUUCAUCUUCCGGUGCGACCACUAAUUUGCAAUACGCUUACGUGCCAGUGGCUUUCUCUUAUACACAUCUAGAUGUGUAUAAGAGACAGGUUUAUGGAUCUUCGAUUGUGACUCCGUCUAACAUUUGCAUUUCGACCCCCGGUGGAGUUUCCACUUGCAAUGGUGACUCUGGUGGCCCAUUGGUCGACACCUCUUCAGGCGUACAGAUCGGUUUGACUUCAUUCGGUGCUAAAGCCGGCUGCGCUAAAGGAUACCCAGCUGCCUUCACCCGUGUGACCAGCUACUUGGACUGGAUUAAGAGCAACACCGGCAUUUCUGCUUAAGUUUUGUAUCGAAUCGAUUUGGUUAUGCAUUAAAUAUAGUUGAAGAAUUAAA
Messenger RNA from Bactrocera latifrons, 922 nucleotides. RefSeq names its product serine proteases 1/2-like. The coding region runs from base 34 to 870 and encodes 278 amino acids. Gene Ontology annotation, molecular function: serine-type endopeptidase activity. Gene Ontology annotation, biological process: proteolysis. Lineage: Eukaryota; Metazoa; Arthropoda; Insecta; Diptera; Tephritidae. The record is from RefSeq and is a predicted model, not a curated record. The transcript is spliced from 2 exons.